AUGGAGCUAGAAGUGAGGCUGCAAAAGAAGCAAACAAUUGAUAAGCAUAUGCAGGAAGAGAUUAAUAAAGAGAAAAAGCACUGGAGAGAUGUGUUGUUGAGGAUAAUUUCUUUGGUAAAAGGUCUUGCUAAAAAGAAUAUAGCAUUUCGUGGAAGGAGUGAUAAGAUUCAUGAGGAUGAUAAUGGAAAUUUUUUGGGCAUGAUUGAGGUAUUUGGAGAUUUUGAUCCUGUGAUGCAAGAACACAUUAGACGUUUUGAAAAACGUGAAACGCAUCAUUAUUAUCUGAGUCAUGAUAUUCAAAAUGAGUUGAUACUGAUGCUUGGUAAUGAGGUCCAACAGAUGAUCUUGAAGAAGAUUCGAUGUGCAAAGUAUUUUUCAGUUAUUCUUGAUACUACUCCUGAUAUCAGUCACCGGGAACAAAUGUCAUUAGUUAUCCGUUGUGUGGAUAUUUCUGAGAUGUCACCAAAGAUUGAAGAGUUUUUUUUGACAUUUUUGGAAGUCAAAGACAAAACUGGAGAAGGACUUUUUGACACUUUGCAAGAUGUAUUGCUUGAUCUUGGGUUGAGUAUUGAUGACAUUAGAGGGCAAGGUUAUGAUAAUGGAUCAAACAUGAAAGGGAAAAAUAAAGGAGUGCAAUCUAGAUUGCUUGAAGUUAAUCCAAGGGCAGUUUACACACCAUGUGGUUGUCAUAGUUUGAAUCUUGCACUUUCUGAUAUCGCUUCCUCGUCGACGAUAGCAGUGUCAUUUUUUGGAAUUAUUCAACGUAUCUACUGCUUGUUUGCAUCUUCUACAAAUAAUUGUGAAGUUUUCAGAGAGAUUGUGAAUGGUAUUACAGUCAAGCCUUUGUCACAAACUCGUUGGGAGAGCCGCGUUAAAAGUGUUAAAGCAAUACGAUUUCAAGCUCCUCAAAUACGAGAUGCUUUGUUUUACUUGGCAGAAAACAGUGAUAAUCCGAAAACAAAAAGUGAAGCCGAGUCUCUUGCAAUGAGUGAAAUCCAUGGAAUUGGGAGUUUUGAGUUUUUGUUUGGAAUGGUAAUUUGGUAUGAACUUUUGUUUGUUGUCAACAAAGUGAGUAAGAUCUUGCAGUCAGAAGAUAUGGAUAUUGAUAUUGCUAUCGCUCAACUAAAAGGACUUGUUUCUUUUUUUAGAAACUACAGAGAAACAGGCUUUCAAGCAGCAAAAGUAGAAGCUGAGCGGAUUGCUAUUAGUAUGGAUAUUGAGCCUGUAUUUUCUGUGAAGGCAAAACGCGUAUGUAAAAGGAAACGAUAUCAUGACGAAGAAGCUGAAAAGGUUGGGGAAGAUGUGAUAUUAUCAGCGGAAGAAAACUUUAGGAUCAACUACUUCAUCAAAAUCGUGGAUCAAGGUUUGGUUUCUCUUGAGACAAGAUUUGAUCAACUUCAAAGUUAUGAAAAGACUUUUGGAUUUUUAUUUGACUUGAAGAAACUAAAGUUAGCAAACGAUGACGACUUGAUGGCUUCUUGUACCAACCUUGAAGUUUUCUUGAAGCAUGGUAUUCAUUCUGAUCUAGAUGGUAAUGAUUUGUAUUUAGAGCUAAAGCUUUUCAAAGAGGUUUUACCAAAAGAGAUGAAGAAGCCUGUCGAGGUUUUGGAUUUUCUGAAAAAGAUGGAAAGCUGUUAUCCGAAUAUAUGGACUGCAUACCGCAUAAUGAUGACGAUUCCAGUUUCGGUUGCCUCUGCAGAAAGAAGUUUUUCGAAGUUGAAACUCAUAAAAUCUUAUCUUCGGUCAACUAUGACGCAAGAUAGACUGAAUGGAUUGGCGAUAAUAUCGAUUGAAAGGCGUAUGGCUGAAAAACUUGAUUAUAAAAGCUUGAUGAAUGAGUUUGCAGGAAGAAAUGCAUUGAGAAUUGUUAGAUUUGAAGAAUAA
This is a messenger RNA of Arabidopsis lyrata subsp. lyrata, 1884 nucleotides long. RefSeq names its product zinc finger MYM-type protein 1-like. Lineage: Eukaryota; Viridiplantae; Streptophyta; Magnoliopsida; Brassicales; Brassicaceae. Bases 1 to 1884 code for a protein of 627 amino acids. The record is from RefSeq and is a predicted model, not a curated record. The transcript has a single exon. Gene Ontology annotation, molecular function: protein dimerization activity.